UUUGUGGCACCGCCUUUGGUUGAGUCACACCCACACCACAGAAGCCUUCUGCUUCCUGGAGGGCAAAUAUUUUGCUUUGAACAGGAAAUGACAUCACGGCACCGACAAUCAUUUUUGGAAGCCGAGAACCCAAAACAAGAAGCAGAUGUUUUUCAGGCGCGUGUCGAAAAGAAGCGGAAAGCAGAGUGUACCAAAGUGAAGGGGGAAGAAUGUCAGGAGGACAUGAAGAGAGUCAAAGUGGAACUUGUGUUUUCUUCUCCAAUCCUCUGAUGAGUGAUGUGGAAACAGACUGGACUCCAAUUCAUGAUGCCGCAUCCAACGGUCGCACGCUGACUCUGCAAAGGCUCAUUGCUCAGGGCGCAUGUGUGAACCUGAGCACGUUGGACCAGGUCUCGCCCCUCCAUGGAGCAUGCGCGCAGGGCCAUGCAGCCUGCGCCAAGUUGCUGCUGCAACAUGGUGCUAAUGUCAACAUUGAGACAUUAGAUGGACGAACGGCGCUGUCGGAAGCGUGCAGAUGGGGUCAUGUGACCUGCGUGUCGCUGCUCCUUCGGCACGGAGCGAGGCCUCUGGGGAGCGGCUCGUCCGACUCCCCGAUGCACGUGGCCGCAGCUAAAGGUCACCCAGAGUGCAUUGAGUCUCUCGCGCAGCACGGCGCCGACUUGGAUCAGAACGUGGAUCAGUCUGGCACCCCGCUGCAUGUCGCCUGCUCCAAUCGGCAGCUGACUGCCGUGAAGAAACUGCUUCAACUCGGUGCGAGUGUAAACAUGGGCCGCUCCGGCGAAUCUCCCUUGCACGUCGCCGUCCGUGCGUCCAGUCCAGAGAUGGUGUCGGUUCUGCUGGAGCACGGGGCCAACGCCUCCAUACCCAACCUGGAGGGCAAGCGGCCCCUGGACCUGGCGGCCCCCGCCAGCGCCGUGGAGAAGCUGCUCCAACAAAGCGCAGGAGUCCCACAGCUGAUGCAGCUGUGCCGUCUCCACAUCAGGACCAGUUUAGGCAAGCGCAGGCUGCGCUCCAUCACUCACCUCCACCUCCCCACAGUACUCCAAAACUAUCUUUUAUGGAAAGCUUGAGAAUUUAUUUCAUAGCUUGAAUAUGUAGCUGAAGGUCAGUCGACAUCCUAGAACGCUCUUUGUCCUCACUCGCAAGACUAGGAGAAGGACUGUGGCCGACAGAAUUUCUCUAGUAUAUGGACCCAACACUGGAUAACAAUAAAAAAAAAUGCUUGAAAGCAGCUUUCCGGACUUUUCCACGGCAAAGGGAAGCUGCUGCAUUUCUCUACUGUACCAACAGAGGGAGCACUCGGAUAAUCCUUGAGACCAAAUUUGACUUUGAAAGUGGAAUACAAAGUCACUCGAAGGUCAACAUCAACCCCGAUCUACAACAUGUUGUAUUCAUGAGCUGGCACAUUUUCCCCCCUCUCGCUUUCAUCUCCUCUUGUUGAUACUCCAAAUAGAUUUUUUUUUUGCCGCCCCAACUAGGCCUCAAGUGAGCCAGCAACAUUUAAACCAGAAGUGCUGUACUUUAAUCUAAAUCUGAAUUCUCUGAUCAAACUCUGAUAUAAAAUGUGUACAACUGGA
Messenger RNA from Hippocampus zosterae (dwarf seahorse), 1577 nucleotides. RefSeq names its product ankyrin repeat and SOCS box protein 9-like. The record is from RefSeq and is a predicted model, not a curated record. Bases 210 to 1070 code for a protein of 286 amino acids. Gene Ontology annotation, biological process: protein ubiquitination; intracellular signal transduction; positive regulation of protein catabolic process. NCBI's taxonomy places the organism in Eukaryota, Metazoa, Chordata, Actinopteri, Syngnathiformes, Syngnathidae. The transcript is spliced from 7 exons. Gene Ontology annotation, molecular function: protein binding.